This is a messenger RNA of Carassius gibelio (silver crucian carp), 1651 nucleotides long. RefSeq names its product cell cycle checkpoint protein RAD1. Gene Ontology annotation, molecular function: 3'-5' exonuclease activity. Bases 218 to 1057 code for a protein of 279 amino acids. NCBI's taxonomy places the organism in Eukaryota, Metazoa, Chordata, Actinopteri, Cypriniformes, Cyprinidae. The record is from RefSeq and is a predicted model, not a curated record. Gene Ontology annotation, biological process: DNA repair; DNA damage checkpoint signaling. The transcript has 6 exons. Gene Ontology annotation, cellular component: checkpoint clamp complex; nucleus.
AGGGAUCGGUUGAAAUACUAAACUCUUGUCAAAAAACACCAGAAGAAGAACAAGCUGGCCCACUUAAGGGCGCCAAACUCUAAAAAUAUGUAAAUCUUUAUAUUUCAUAUCUAUACUCGUUAGGUAUUGAAAACAUACACUGUUUAUGUUUAACGUUCGCUUUUUACCUUCUGAUUGAGAGCUUGACCAUCUCUGUGGCUGCUGACGAUUCAGAAACAUGCCUCUGUCAACUCAGUCCCAAGCAGACAUUGACCAGUACAUUCUGAUCGCCAGUCUGGAUAACGCAAGGAAUCUGUCCAACAUCCUGAAAGCCAUCUCUUUACGGGACCAUGCUAUCUUCAAUGCAACACAGAAUGGCUUAAAAGUCACUGUUGAGGACUCCAAAUGCCUUCAAGCCAAUGCAUUCAUUCAGGCUGACAUCUUUCAAGAGUACAUAAUCAAAGAGGAUGCAGUUGGGUUUCAGGUUAAUUUAACUGUUCUUCUGGACUGCCUCACCAUCUUUGGGGGAAGCACAGUCCCAGGUGUGUGCACCGCCUUGAGAAUGUGCUACAAUGGCUAUGGAUAUCCGCUGACUUUAUUCCUGGAGGAAGGUGGUGUGGUCACCGUAUGCAAGAUUAAUACACAGGAGCCGGAGGAGCCCAUAGACUUUGACUUUUGCAGCACAAAUGUAACCAACAAGGUGAUUCUGCAGUCAGACAGUCUUAAAGAGGCUUUCUCUGAGCUUGACAUGACCAGUGAGGUUCUGCAGAUUACUAUGUCACCAAGUCAUCCUUACUUCAGAUUAUCCACAUUUGGGAAUUCUGGAAACGCUCAUUACGAUUAUCCCAAAGACUCAGACAUGAUGGAGCUGUUCCAGUGUACUAAAAUACAGACCAACAGGUAUAAGAUGUCCCUGUUGAAACCCUCUACAAAGGCCUUGGCUCUGUCCUGUAAAGUCUCGGUGAGAACUGACAGUCGAGGCUUCCUCUCUCUACAGUACCUUGUGAGGAACGAUGACGGUCAGAUUUGUUUCGUGGAAUAUUAUUGCUGUCCGGAUGAAGAAGUGGAAGAAGAAUAGAUUGGAAAGAGCAACUGUUUUUGUCUCGUUUGACAUUUAGUGUGCACCGACCUGAUGGUUCCUUAAUCUGUUUCUGAUUUAAAUUUAUAUGAAUAUUUCAUGAACAACAAAUAUUUGAAGAGUUGAGAUGCAACAGCCUCAAAGUGCCAUCUAAAAAAUGUUCUUCUAAAACUAUCAUUUUUAUCAGGCUCUUAUAUUUAGGUUCAGUCGUUUUACUUUAAUGCCAAUGUAUGGGUCCCUUUCUAUGCCAUUAAAAUGAAAUAACUAUAAAUAAAUAGAGGAGCCUGAUAAAAAUGCUAAUUUUAGAUGAAAAUUACAGAUGACAAUUACUCCGUUGCAUCUGAAGUCUUAAUUUGUAGAGUUUAUUACAAGUUUAUAAUAGUAAAAAAACUGGGGUUUGUAUUGAAUUUGAGACAGUAUUCUGUGUGACCUGCAGGGGGCGGCAGAGAAAUGCUAUUUAGGCGACUGCAUGUAAUAUUAUUAAGAGCCCGAUGUUGGUUUAAGUUUAAUAUGUUAAAGAUGCACAGGUUAGUUCAAGCCGUUAUGCAGUUUUAUUUAAUAUGCGACUAAAAGAUUAUAUAUAUAUAUAUAUAU